This is a messenger RNA of Aspergillus wentii DTO 134E9, 855 nucleotides long. RefSeq names its product putative methyltransferase. Bases 1 to 855 code for a protein of 284 amino acids. Gene Ontology annotation, molecular function: oxidoreductase activity. NCBI's taxonomy places the organism in Eukaryota, Fungi, Ascomycota, Eurotiomycetes, Eurotiales, Aspergillaceae. The transcript has a single exon. The record is from RefSeq and is a predicted model, not a curated record.
AUGUCUACUACAACCACCAUUACAGCGACUGAAUAUAUCCCCCGCGGCCCUGUCGAAGCGGAAUUCCUCUUCUACGCUCCCCCCGCCGACAACUCCGCGCCCUACAACUAUGUCCAGUCCCCGCCCCCAGGCGUCCCCCAGAGAAACUACCAACAAGUCCCACACAAAGUGACCGUAGACGACAUCCGCGGCCACGAAGCAGAGUACACGCUCGACGGCGACGCAUUCCAAGUUCUGCAGAACGUGGCUACUGCAACGUCGUAUGCCACUUUUGAUGAUGAUGAAGCCGUGCAGAGAAUCUAUUACCCCGAGGUUGAGAAACUGCUGCUCGAUAACGUCCCCGGGUCUCAUAAGAUCGUUAUAUUCGAUCACACGAUUCGCAGACAAGGGCGCAAUGCGCCCCGACAGCCCGUGAACCAGGCCCACGUCGACCAAACCGACAAAGCCUCCUUCGACCGGGUCAAACUACACGUUCCCGACGCGGCGGAGGCCGAGAAACUCCUCGCUGGCCGAUACCGCAUUAUCAACGUCUGGAGACCGCUGAACGGGACUGUGGUUUCCUUGCCGCUUGGGUUUGCGGCUGCGUCGUCUGUCGAUGCGGAGGAGGAUCUGGUGCCUGUUCAGCACCGGUAUCCGAACCGGACGGGCGAGACGAUGGGGGUGAAGUAUAAUGCGGCGCAGAGGUGGAAGUAUCUCUCUGGCAUGGAGACUGAGGAGAGGCUGUUGUUGAAGUGUGCGGAUAGUAAGGAGGGGGUUGGGAAGAGGGUGCCGCAUUCGGCGUUUGCGGAUCCGAGGACGCCGGAGGGGGCGAGACCGAGGGAGAGUAUUGAGGUGAGGGCUUUGGUGUUUGGGUAG